CACAAUUGUUGGUCAUGCAAUAUGCCAACUUGACCUCCUAAGUGUUACAUCACAAGCUCUGGGUUUUAUUUUGAAACUCAAAACAGGAACCUCAGUGUUAAUGGACGUGUAACUUGACGCUGGUACCUGUCAAACAGUCUCCCGUCCUCACUGUUCCGCUGAAAUGCCGGCUGGCUUCACGCUCUCAGGACUCAACACUCACGGCAGCGUACUGGCUUUCACUCGUAAAAUAUACGUCGAAACCCCCGGUUACAGAGUGCCGUUUUUAAACAUGACCGUGCGAUAAGGGACUGGACACCGGCUCACAUAACGUUUUCUCGUCAGUCCCUGUGGGGAUUUAUUCCUCUCUGCGGCGCCCUGCAUUGCAACGGAAUGGGAACAGGAUGAAUUGAAACUCGGACGUGGAUACGGGCUGAAAGACCAGGAACAACAGGAGGAACAGAAGCCUGCAGUAGCCUGAUAUAGCUGUCAUGGCCAACAUGACCUACAUACCACAGAGCUUAAUGGACGCAUCUCCAGGACAUCUCUGCUGUAUGGAUACAUUGGACAGUAACUGACGUGCUGUUCAACCUUGGACCGCAGUAAUAAGUGACCUUCAUUUUUAUUUGCUACUGCAGAACUAUGCAUAACAAGACACGUGAAUGUGCAUAUGACUGAACAAUGAGACAGAUCAUGUCCUAUGCAAAGUAAGGGAGCAAGACCAACAGCAUGAUAAGCACGCCAUGCUGGAUGUUGUGCUGACCUUCUGUAAUGCUCAGGGGUCAAAGAGGGAAACGUAAAGGAAAAUUAAUCAAGCAGGUGGCCCGGGGCCUCUAGAUUCUGUACCCUCCCUGCAGUUCUCUCCCAGGGUACUGUUAGAAUAUACAGCGGACUGGCUCUGCUCUUUGGAUUAGCCUACAGCUCACGAGGGCUGACAGUGGAGCCGGGAUCAAAGGUCCAAAGAAAAACAGCGUUGAAAGGUCUUUUUGAGCUGGAGCACCCUAUAGAUGCCUUAUCCACUCAUGAGCAACAGAUUGUAUGGUAGUGAUCACUAAUUAUGCCGUGGUCAGCAAUAAAAUCAACAGCCAAGCAAUAAAAACUGAAGUGCUUUGCAGGAAAAGGUCAGAUCCUAAACCACUAGUUUGGCUGUUAGCGACAUAAGCUGUCGCCAUCAUGCUUCUGAACUGUGGUCAGCCGUUACCUCUUCUGAGGCAUACAGACGUGCCACCUCGAGUCAUAGAAAACUUCAUCCUGACUGGUUACCGCUUCCCGAAUUACAGCCUGAGGGAUUGUUUAUUAUCAGCAUUCAGGCCAACCAAUGAAACAGGCAACUUCUGGACGCACUUCCUCCCAGUUUUCAUUUUUUCGUACUAUUUUGUGGAGGUAUUUGGCUGGGAAGGUGCACCACAUGGUGAUGCCCCGUUCUUCUAUCCAUUGUGGAACUAUUUUAUUGGGGUGUUCUGUCUGCUAAUGGCUAGCAGCAUGGCCCACCUGCUCAACUCAAUGUCUUUGGUGGUAAGAGAAGUGUGCUUCUUCGUGGAUUACGGCACUAUCAGUGCUUACACGGUUGGCUCAUCGUUGGCGUACUACUACUACAUCCACCCUCGGGCAGGGAUAGUGGAGACAGGAGGCCAUAAUGGCUCCCAUAUGGAUUUGAAACAUGAACCUGCAGGGGCUGUUAUAUCAUCCUAUGCAAUCCCAGAGUUCAGCGUGUUUUUUGAGACCUUCUACAUUCCGUGUGCUUGUGUUGUAGCUAUCAUUUGUGUUUUAUCUUGCUGCAACACUCGCCAGAGAUGGAGGCAGCAUCGAUACGUCAUCCGGACCCUUGUUUUCCUCCUCCCAUUCCUCAUCUCUUCCACACCUGUCUUCUAUCGCCUCCUCACCAGAUCGCCUUACUCCAACACCUCCUCCUCCUUUGUUGCUUCCACUUCCAUGCCCAGUUUCUUCUAUCGGCACUGCCUCUGGCUGCUGGUGUCAGCCGUCUUCAAUAUCAGCAAGUUCCCAGAGCGGUUGGCUCCGGGUCGCUUUGACAUCUGGGGGCACAGCCACCAGUGGUUCCACUGCUGCACCUUUUUGUCCAUCCUCGACGAACUCCACAUGAUCAAGGCUGAGGUGAGGGCCAUCCUGCUCAGCCCGACUCUGCUGCUGCCCCCCACCACCCUCGCCCGCCUACCUGGACCUACCAUAGCUUCCACCUAUGGAGUGAUGCUCCUCCUGCAGACCACCAUCAUCUCGAUCAUCGUGUGGUUUUCCUGGCAUGCCAACUGCAUCUAUGGACCCCAGAGAGACCAGCUAGCAAAGGAGCACCUCAAGAAACACCUGAAAUGUCACUGAUGACACGGACAUAAUUUCUUUUCAUGUUGACUUGUGACGGAAGAUUUGCACAUGCAUACAGAGCCAUGCCACAAAGAGAAGCGCACAAAUAACAACAAUAUUUCCCAUCCGAUUUCAAGUCCCUCAUGUGUUCCAACCCUUAUGGGAGCAUUUUUCAAGCUUUCAUGAGGGGAAAUUGGGGACAAAGGGAGAUGAAAGGAUUAUAUUCUGAGCUCACCACAGGGUGGCUGUCUGGUUGAGUGGAUAUUGAAAGACCUUGCCAGCUCUUUCCCCUGAGCUGUUCCAGCAUGUUCCAACAGGAUGUCUGAGCAGUGGGGAUAAAAACUACCUCUAGGGGCUGUAUACUUGAGGACAGAGGAAAGGUGUUGGUACCCAGGAGAACACAUGUUCCAUGUAACAUUUGGGUAUGCAGCUUAAACGUCAGCGCGACCAUUUACAGAAGUUGUCAAUAAGUUGCCUGCUGUCUUUUCCUUCCUCCAGUUGCACUUCCCCUUCCUCUGACCUUAAAUGGCAUCUUUUGAAAAUUCUCUGCCAUGUUCAGUUGAACCCAUUGUUUCGUAGUGAAUUAAUCCUUUUGCCUGGCUUUUGUUAACCAUACCUUCUCCUCUCUAACUUACACACACACGCAGUCUCAUUUCCUCUCUCUUUCCAAGGGACCCUUGCUGCAGGAAGUGUGGUCGCCUUGCUGACGUAACAGAAAUAGCUGAGAGCUCAUAUCAGUCUUAGAGUAAAGCACUUUCAGGGGGCCGGUCAAAUUCGCCCUGUCAUUAAGAAGCCAUGCUCACUUUCUAACCUUAAGGGACAUAACAUUUCUUAAGCAUAUAAUGAUGUCCUGCUGACAUGUUCUGUUGGAAUAUUUGGGUUAUUUAUGUGUGAAAUGUAUUCAUGGUGCAGUCAAUACAUCAACUGUUUGUAUGAUUUUUAUAACAUUGAUGACUAAACCCCCAUGCAUCACAUUCACAUUGCUUGAAGUGCUCUAGUUCAGAUUAAAUAUGAUUUAGAUGUGAUGUGUUCUAAUCAGUAUGAAUAACAUAUUGGAUUUUUUGAUUUUUCUGGUGGAUAUGAGAGUAGUACCCACUCUGUGCAGGCAUAUCUUUUUGCUUACAACUGAUGAAAUGUUAGCAAAAUUUAUAAAAAAAAAAAAAAAAAGAAAGAAAGAAAGAAAGAUGCUCCUAGCCUGCAAAUAUAUCAGGUGAAUUACAGCAAUCUCUCAGACAAAAAGCCAUACUUGAUAAAAAUGAUAGUUGAAUAGUAUUUAAGAGUAUGUCAUCAGGAAUUUUCUGGAUGGUUUUGCGCUUGACAGAUCAGGUUAGUAGUUCACUUUGCAAGUUCGUACCUUUCGUGUAUUAUCAUUACAUUUGAGUCAAAGAGCUAAGUAUCCAUUUUACUGUAAAAUAUACACCAGGCAACCUUUGAAAAACUCAGUGGGUCAUUUAACAGCACAUACAGCUGUUCUGAUGGUAUCUCCAUAAUCCUCAGUGUCUCCUGUACGGAGCCUUACAAGUCAAUCAC
Lates calcarifer (barramundi perch) is the source of this 3825-nucleotide messenger RNA. RefSeq names its product progestin and adipoQ receptor family member 9 (gene paqr9). Gene Ontology annotation, cellular component: membrane. Gene Ontology annotation, molecular function: signaling receptor activity. The record is from RefSeq and is a predicted model, not a curated record. Lineage: Eukaryota; Metazoa; Chordata; Actinopteri; Centropomidae. The coding region runs from base 1153 to 2313 and encodes 386 amino acids. The transcript has a single exon.